Molecule: messenger RNA, 4025 nt
Organism: Scleropages formosus (Asian bonytongue)
Lineage: Eukaryota; Metazoa; Chordata; Actinopteri; Osteoglossiformes; Osteoglossidae
Gene: rnf17
Product: ring finger protein 17
Exons: 26
Coding region: 287-3838 (1183 amino acids)
Source: RefSeq, a predicted model, not a curated record
GAAAAUAAUAUCGUAUGACCUACAACACGAUUCAUCUUUUUGUGAAAUAUGAAAUUAGAAUCGUAGCAUAUUAUUACACAGGGAAAACGCGAAGGUCCUGGCUUUAAACAAGAUCUCGUGAGUUGAGCUCUUCAAAUUUAAAUUUGAGGGCAUUACUUUCUCUUUUCUUACUAAAUGUGCUUUUUUUCGUUGUUGUUGUCGGUUAUUGACCUUUUUUUCCCCACCUCUGUCUCUCUUAAGUCCAUUUACAAAACAAACUCCACAUUUAUGACAAUUAUUUAUAUAUAUGGCCUCGGCGGAAGAAAAGCAUGGUCCCGUGCGCGCGCUCGAUCUCUCAGCUCGCGGCUGUUGGAAUCGCGGCGAACGAGUUUCUCAGGACUGGGUCUUUGUGACACAUGUCAUGAACCCAAGUCACUUCUACAUCUGCCGUGUGGCUAAGAAGAAAGAGCGAAUGUUGCUGUGGAGAAAAAUCGACAUGUUGUGCUCUGAGGAUGGAGCUCUUUUUGCCUCGUAUGAUGUCCUUCACACAGGCACCAUGAUCUUUGUGAAAUGGAAGGAAAACACUUGGUGUCGAGCAGUCUUGAAGGAAGUGUUCCAAAGGGGGCUGGAAAAACCAGUGAUGAGGUGCCCUGCGUCGACCGUAUCCAGCGUGGAGGUCUACUUCUUAGACUAUGGCUUUUCCAAACAACUGUCUUUCUCAUUCCAUGAAGAUCUGAAUGAAGACCCAAUUCACCAGCUGAACCAGUGCCUCAGGAAAGUGGACCUGGCAGCAGAGUUUGAACUGAGUUGCUGGGCACCACAGGCUGUAAGGUGUUCUCUAAAGGACAUCGUACCAGCAAAUCUGGUGGACGGUUGGAGCCCAGAGUCCUGUGCAGAGUUCCAGCGAGUUGUUGGUACCAAAGUAGUGGAAAUGCAGGUGUUUGGGGAGGAGAGUGAUGUCCUGCUGGUGGAUCUGAAGAAAGCCCCCAUGGAUGAAAGCCUCUGUGACAUGCCAGUUUCGCUCAGAGAGUACUUGGUUUUCAUGGAAUUGGCUAGGUUUCGUUCACCUGUUUCCUGGAAUAGUAACAUGGUUUCCUGUGGCAAGCGACCCACACAGUUCCAUCUUCCCAUUCUUCCUGUAGUUGGAAUGGCUAUAAGUGCUGUGGUGUGUCAUGCGAACACUCCUUCUGACUUCUACAUCUGGCUGGUUGACAGCACUGAGUUGAAGUUCCUUAAUACUGAGCUGCAAAAGUACUACACGGAGUUUGGCCCACUUGGGCAGGACCUCGAAGUUUGCUGCCCUGUGCUGGAGCAGGCCUGUGUGGCUCAAUAUGACGAUAACCACUGGUAUCGGGCACAAGUCAUUGGUCUUCCUAGUGCUAGACAAGUGGAGGUGAAAUACGUGGACUACGGGGACACAAAGACCCUUUCUGUGAAGGAUAUUCGUAAGAUCAAAGAUGAAUUCUUAGCACUGCCUCCCAUGGCUAUUCACUGUUGUCUGGUGGAUCUGGAACCUCUUGAAGUAACAUGGAGCCAAGAAUGCAAGAAGAGAUUUCAGAACAUAGUGGGACAAAAGUUAUGGAUUGUGGUAACUGAUGGACCAGUUCAUACCGAAGUGAGUGCAGCACAGCAACUUCUGCCAGUCAGAUUGUUUGACAUGAGCAGCACCAGUGGCCGUUCGUGCAACAUUGGUGAUCUUCUGGUUGAAAAUGGCCUUGCUAGUUACAAGGUGACAUCGGGGAAUGAGGCAAAGUACACAGAAUCUGCAGUGUGGGAUCCCCCACUGGAGAGCCACUUGGAGGGAGAAAGUACACAGUGGUUUGCUCAUAAAGAUGUGAAGCCCAGUGUUCAUAUGGACCUUCGUACUGCCCUUCAGCUGCCCAACAGUAUGAAGGACUUAAGGGUGAGGGUCACACAUGUGACUUCCCCUCAGAGUAUUUUUGUUCAGCUCCAGCAGAUGGAUUUCAGUUUAAAGAGAGUGUGCGAAAUGUUAAAGGAAGAAUAUUCAGAGUCAGAAGCAGCGCAGGUAGAGUGGAAACCGAAAAUGUACUGUGCUGCCUACAUAAACGGAGUAUGGGAGAGAGGAGAGGUUUGCUCCGUGUCUUCGUCUACUACUGUUGAGGUACUGCGCUGUGACUUUGGCAGCAAAGUAAAACUUCACCCAGACAACCUGAGGCUACUGCAGCCACACCUGGUUGGAUACCUUGUCCUGGAGUGUUCACUUGCUGAAAUCAGACCUGCAGGAGGUAGCUCUACCUGGACUGCCACUGCAUGCGAUUUCAUUUCUAGUCGUCUCUCUGGUGCGUCGGCUGUCAUCACUGUCAAGAGCAGCAACCUUCAGUGGCCAGUGCCAGUGGUUCUGUGGUGUUCCAGUGGAGCAGGUCAAGAUGUCAACAUUGCUGAUGUAUUGUUCAGUAAGGGUCUGGCACUGAAGGACAAGAAGCCUCAUGCAUUAACACUUAAAAUGCUGGAGGAGGCCGUCCUACAGGUUGAAAACUUGCAGGAAGAGCAAGUCUCAUGGAAGCCCAAGUGUUGCACAAAUUUUCCAGAAAAGGUGAAGAAAAAACCUUACCUUCCACCAGAGCUACCCCAGUGUGGUUUAAUGCAGGUGAUUAUUACAGCAGUUGGAGAGGAUGGGGUUAUCUAUGCCAUGACUCGGCAAGCAGAGCAACAGUUUGAGCAGCUGCAGGAUGGUUUUCGGCACCACAUUAAGACUUUGCCAAGAUACAACUCCUACAGCUGGAAGAGUGGAUUGGGCUGUGCCAUUAUGGGCUCAGAUAUGUUUUGGUACAGAGGAGAGGUGUUGGAGGUCAUUGGCGUACAUGCUAAGGUGCGUUAUGUGGACCAGGGAUUGGUGGAGAACAUCCCAGUCUGCCAUGUUUAUCCCACAGUGCUGUGUGAAGAUGUGCCUCAACUGUGUAUACCUUGUCAGCUCCACAGUCUCAUUCCUGUGGGUGGAGCUUGUCAGUCAGAUUCUCUGGAUUUUCUGAAGGAGCUGCUGCACAUGCGCCAUGUGAAUAUGCUGAUAAUGGAGCUGCCUGUGGAUCCUUGGGGCAAUGUGACAGUCCGGAUAAACUUGGAUGGGAUGGACCUUAAUAGAAUCAUGAUUCAUCACCAGCAUGCUGUUGUGGACUCUACUGUGUCAGUAAAACAGGAGCAAAUGAAGAUCUCUUCUAUGACGGAACUAGACAACUGGGCCAUUGACACCGCUGGUAUAGAGGAUGCAGAGGUAGUUCCUGGGAGAUUCACCUAUUCAGACCUGCCUGGAAAAGGACAGCACUUCAGAGUUCAAAUCAAGCACCUCUGUACUCCAAAUGAGGUAUUCCUCAGCGUUUUGCCAGACGUGGAUAACUUGGACAGUGGAGAAAACCUGGAGGAAAGUCUGAAGCAUGUUAAUGAAGCAGUGGACACACUCCUGCCACUCACUGACUUUGCCAUUGGAAGGGCCUGCUUGGCAAAGUACAGUGAUGGAAAGUACUACAGAGCUGAGCUGCUAAGCAUUGAGGGUUAUAACCCUACCCAGGUUUUGGUCAGACAUGUGGAUUAUGGGUCUGAUGAUGUUGUACCUACAUACAGUAUGCGCCAGAUCCCUCCAUAUCUGCUGAAGUUUCCCUGCAAGGCAAUCAAGGUGAAGGUGGCAGGGUUCAAGGCCCCUCUUGUUAACAUGGAGAAGGAGAGGAUCUUGUAUCGCCCUGAGUGGAGCAUCAAAGCAAUGUUGGAGAUGAUUGACGCUGUCCAUGGGAACAUCACUGCCUCUGUUGUGUCAACAGAGCCAGAAAUGACUGUUCUGCUGUACAAUGAGAGAGGUGUUCUUGUUCACCGUGCUCUGGUGGAAAAAGGUCUUGCUGAUGAGGAUUAAGGACAGAGGACCUGCAGGUUUCCACUGUUCACUGUAUGUUACAGUAAUCAUUUGAUGUGGAAGAUGGUUAGGAUUAUUUGCAGUGACUUUGUAUUUGGCAUGCUAAGCAAUUUAAAAAAAUGCAGUUAAUAAAAAAGCUGCAUAAUUUAUUAAAGGGAGUUUUUUUCAGAAUUGUGUAUCUGCUAAU